AUGGCGCUACACGACAAUCCAGAUCUUGCCUUGCCCAAAGGCUCUCUUAUCCUCGUCACUGGCGCGUCAGGUUACAUCGCGAGUAACAUCAUCUUCGAAGCGCUUGAGGCAGGAUAUAGAGUACGAGGAACGACUAGGUCAGCAGGAAAAGCGACGACCGACGUCUUCCAAUCGAGCGAGUACGAGGCUGUGAUAGUUGCACAUAUGGAUAAGGAGGGCGCUUUCGAUGACGCCGUCAAAGGUGUCCAUGCCAUUAUCCACGUUGCGUCACCCACUCAAUGGACGUCGGAUCCGGAAGAGGUUGUCAAGCCCGCCGUGAAUUCAGUAAAUUCUAUCAUGGCCUCAGCUAUGAAGGAGCCUACUGUGCGGUCUUUCGUCUACACGAGCUCCCAGGCCGCAGCUACCAAGUCCAAGCCGAAUCAGGAAUUCGUUGUCAACAGGGAUUCAUGGAAUACCGACGUUGAGGUGUACACGACCGAGAAGGGUGACCCAGCUCUGGUCUACAGUGCUAGCAAGUUGCAAGCAGAACGCGCAGUUUGGGAUUUCGCCAAGAAAUACAACCCAAAUUUUGUCGUGAACACUGUUGUGCCAAACUUCAACAUCGGACGUGUAAUUGGUAAAGGAACAAACAGCAGCAACAUAAUCCUCGACGUCUUUAGAGGAAAUGCACGUUUCAUGGCGACGUUUCCUCCUCAGUAUGUGAUCAACGUGGUGGAAGACGCAAGGAUACAUCUCGCUGCAGCAAUUGAUCGGACCGUGGUAAACGAGCGAAUCUUCGCAUUUGCAUAUCCAUACAACUGGAACGACGUCUUGGACGUGUACCGGGAAUUAUGGCCCGACAAGGAAUUCAUGCAGAACAAUCCGGAGCUUGGCCGAGAUAUGUCUAGGCCGGAUAAUGCUCUGGGUCUGAAGUUGCUCAGGAAAUGGUAUGGAACUGAGUCGUAUACGGAUUUGAAAGAAAGUAUAAAGCAACAGUUCAAGUCCAUUGGGGAACUAUAG
Messenger RNA from Xylaria bambusicola, 999 nucleotides. RefSeq lists its product as uncharacterized. Gene Ontology annotation, molecular function: oxidoreductase activity, acting on the CH-OH group of donors, NAD or NADP as acceptor. The transcript is spliced from 2 exons. The record is from RefSeq and is a predicted model, not a curated record. Bases 1 to 999 code for a protein of 332 amino acids. Lineage: Eukaryota; Fungi; Ascomycota; Sordariomycetes; Xylariales; Xylariaceae.